This is a messenger RNA of Ceratitis capitata (Mediterranean fruit fly), 1446 nucleotides long. RefSeq names its product mitochondrial mRNA pseudouridine synthase Trub2. Lineage: Eukaryota; Metazoa; Arthropoda; Insecta; Diptera; Tephritidae. The record is from RefSeq and is a predicted model, not a curated record. Gene Ontology annotation, biological process: pseudouridine synthesis; RNA processing. The transcript has 4 exons. Gene Ontology annotation, molecular function: RNA binding; pseudouridine synthase activity. The coding region runs from base 485 to 1426 and encodes 313 amino acids.
AAAUUGGCUGUAGACCACUUCAUUUUCUAGUGAAAAUGUUUGCAGAAAAUUAAGUAUUUCCACCAAUUAAAUAAAACAAAAAUCCUGUACUGAAAAAUAUUCCUAAACAAACCGAGAUACACGUGUGUAAACAGAACUAAACAGAUGGGCUUUUGACAGUUCUUAAAGUGAAUAGCUGCCAAAUUUGAAAUGAACUGUUCAGCCUUGCUUCACAAUGCUUACUUACAAAAACAAUAUAAAAUUAACCCUCUAAACCCAAAGUACAAAAUAUUUCUUGAGUGACGUUUGCUUAAAUAAUAGAGUGAUCUAUAAUUUGGCGUAAAGAAAUUCCAACAGUAAAUUAAUUUUAAAUUAAGGCACAGAGGAUAUAUUUUCCGCCCGUGAGCUGAUGGUGACCUAAUGGGGAGUAACAAUGUUACCAAUUUUUCCUGACGCGCAUGCGAUCUGAGUAUAUUCACGAACUUCUCUUUGGAAAACAUCUGAAAUGUCUUUAACGAAAGUGUACGACGCGCCCACAGUAUUUAGGCAUCUAAAUGGAAUCAUGAAUAUUUAUAAGCCGGCUGGCAUGAAGGUCAAGCAUGUAAAGAAUGCGGUACUACACAACAUAGCCAAAGAUUUAAAUGAAAUGAAAGUACGAGAACCUCGCAAAUUACAUACGCCACUUUUAGAACCAGGAGGAGAUGCCAAUCCGCUCCUUCGAAAAAUUAAUUCAAUCGAUUUAGCCGAUCACAUUUUAGCCACAGGACCACGUUACCAAAUAUCUGAUAUACGAUGUGCAUUAGUAGCCGGUUUAGGUAUACACACCAGUGGUGUGCUGUUAUUUGGCAUAAAUAAAGGAAUUAACCAGUCCCAACAAGUUCAGAGAAAUCGUCCUGUACGGGCCUAUCAUGUCACUGGUCGCUUAGGAAUGGCCACAGAAACACAUUUCCCCGAUGCACGUAUUACAGUAAGAGCCGAUUAUAGGCACGUUCAUCCCGACCGAGUUAGUGCUUUGGCUGCUUCUAUGCAAGCUUCACACCAACGCAAAAUGUAUGAACUUUGCGGUGUAGAUCUGCAGUCACAAGCUGCAUACGAGAUCGCUUGCAAAGGCCUCUUACGUCCAGCCGAUAAUACACAACCCGUAAUUUAUGGUAUUAAACUGAUAGAUUUCCAACGGCCAGAUUUUACUUUAGAGAUACAUGCAAUAAACGAAUGUGAGGAAUACCUUGCAUCCCUGAUAAAUGAGGUGGGUAUAGAGUUACGUACAGUGGCGCACUGCACAUCCAUACGCUGCAUUCGACACGGCCACUAUGGUGUCGAAACGUCCCUGUUGCGACAUGGUUGGAACUUGCGUGGUGUCGUAAAAAACAUGCGUGAGCAACGUCAAGUUCUGCAAAAGCAUCCACAUCUUAUAAAUCAAGACAAAAUCGAAUUGAGAAAUGAUUAAAUAAAAUAAUAUAAAUUUAU